This is a messenger RNA of Cryptomeria japonica (Japanese cedar), 2266 nucleotides long. RefSeq names its product xylan glycosyltransferase MUCI21. Gene Ontology annotation, molecular function: glycosyltransferase activity. The record is from RefSeq and is a predicted model, not a curated record. NCBI's taxonomy places the organism in Eukaryota, Viridiplantae, Streptophyta, Pinopsida, Cupressales, Cupressaceae. The transcript has 3 exons. The coding region runs from base 120 to 1586 and encodes 488 amino acids.
GGAAAGCGGCAACAUAUACAAUGCUCCUGUCCGACGCCAAGAUUUCCUACGAUUCGUGAAAAGUAUUAAAAUUCCGACCGACUGAACUUCAAACAGGUAUAGAGUUCAAAUCGCACAACAUGAAAAAAAGAAUGUCGGCCAGGCGAUUGCUGCUGACAGUGGCCGUUCUGGCCACUGGCUGUGUUAUGCUCUUUCUUCAGAAGGCCGCUCUCCCUGUACAUGUUAAGUACAUAACUGCACGCACAAUGCUGCCGAGUGAGGAACUGAAGAGUAUGGAAGAGCCUCUGGAAGCAAUUUCGCCCAGAGAUGGCCCGAAUUCAUCAAUGUCGCAUCAAUAUUCCACCGAAGAUUCUGGAAACCAAGAAGAAGGGAAAGUUAAAAUGCCAGGAGUUUACAAAUCAGAUGGGGAAGGAAUUGUCUGUGAUCGCUCUCAUACUCGAACAGACAUUUGCUCAGCAUUCGGGCACAUUCAAAUGCAUGCCAGAUCAGGUUUAUUCCUGUUGAAUGCUGUCAAUGAGAGCAAUCAUGGAAUAAGGGAGACUAUAAAGCCUUAUCCACGCAAAUGGGAAAGCAAGAUUAUGGAAUUAGUGAGUGAGGUCACUCUGGAGAGUAAAGCAGUCCACAAAAAUUCCUGGUUGAAAUGUGAUGUCCAGCAUAAAGUCCCAGCUGUUGUGUUUAGCACUGGCGGAUAUACAGGAAAUGUGUUCCAUGAGUUCAAUGAUGGUAUUAUCCCGUUAUACAUUACAUCACAGCAUCUGAAAAGAGAAGUUGUGCUCAUCAAUGUUGAUUGUCACAAUUGGUGGCUAACCAAGUAUGAUGAAGUGCUGAAUCAACUGACCAAAUACAGGGUUAUAAACUUCGACAAUGAAACUAUGAAUCACUGCUUUCCAAAGGUCACAAUUGGUAUGUCUAUCCAUGCUGAUAUGACAAUUGAUCCCACUUUGAUGCCAAACAAAGAAACUUACCUCAACUUUAGAGCAAUGCUGGACAGGGCUUACACUCCACACUAUGUUCAAAAAAAACCAGUCAAAAGGAGGAGGCCCAAUCUUGUGAUACUUGUUCGUGAAGGAAGUCGGGUGAUAGAGAACCUUAACCAAGUUGUGAAGUUGACCAAGCAAAUAGGAUUCAAUGUCACAUUAUGCAAGCCACUUCCAACCACUGACUUGAAGGACACAUACAGACUUCUUAAUUCAAGUCAUGUUUUGAUGGGAGUGCAUGGGGCAGCAUUGACACACUUUCUCUUCAUGCCUCCAGGUUCUGUGCUCAUUCAGAUUAUUCCACUUGGGAUUGAUUGGGCUUCUCGGACCUACUUUGGUGAUCCUGCAGAGAGGAUGGGGUUUCAGUACAUUGGGUAUAAAAUAGGCCUCCACGAAAGUAGCUUAAGUGACAAAUAUGGGAAGGAUGACACCGUCUUAGUCAAUUCAACAGCAAUAAUCAAGCAGGGGUGGUCAUUAACAAAAGAGAUAUACCUUGAUUCACAAAACGUUCAUUUGGACUUGGCCCGAUUCAAAAAUACUCUCCUGGAUGCCAAAAAAAGAGCAACGAAUUUCAUUCGGCAACAGCACAGGAAAGGAAACAAAGAAUAAGUAAGCUUUUAAUAGAUAUAUCUCUGUUAUGGCUGGACACCAUUUUCAGGUUUUUCUAUAGCUGCUCAUUUUUUUGCAAUGAGGCUGACAGUUAUAAAGAUCUGAGUUGCGACUGUAGGUUUUAGUGCCGCCUUGAUUUCCAUCAGAUCUUUUCAUGGCAUUCCAUGUAUGGUUCAGAGAAAUUUCAUGGAAUGAUUAAACCCGAUGAGAGCUCAAUGAUGUGUUUCUGGUUUCUUUGGAAGAUGAUUCACAACUUUCAAAUUGCAUAUGUAAACAGAAACGGAUUAGCAGCCUCUUGAGGGUUUACCUUGAAGUCUAGUUCUUUAUUGUUCAAACUCUGUGAUACUAAUAUAAGCCAAAAACUUAAAAAGAGCCAUAUUUCCUUUUUUUAACCCAGACACAGCCAUUAGUGGAUAGACUGCCUAAAAUCCAUUUAGGCUUCUAUUUUAGGAUGGCCGAUGCAAAGAUUAUGUGAGAUGUUGACAUUCAAAUUGUACAAUUUAAGAAUAAUUCCUCCUUGAGAAGAGGCACGUAUGGAAAUUGAAGUUUUCCAGGUAUAUGCAGGAAAGUUCCUAGACAUCAGAGCAACAUUCAAGAACAUAUGUGGUCUGCUGCCAAUUUAUACUUCAAGCAGCACAAUAAAACAUAAUAUAAAUCAAAUUGCCAUUUUUUCUGCCCAA